Molecule: messenger RNA, 5641 nt
Organism: Phlebotomus argentipes
Lineage: Eukaryota; Metazoa; Arthropoda; Insecta; Diptera; Psychodidae
Product: nucleolar pre-ribosomal-associated protein 1
Exons: 3
Coding region: 1-5640 (1879 amino acids)
Biological process (GO): maturation of LSU-rRNA from tricistronic rRNA transcript (SSU-rRNA, 5.8S rRNA, LSU-rRNA); maturation of 5.8S rRNA from tricistronic rRNA transcript (SSU-rRNA, 5.8S rRNA, LSU-rRNA)
Cellular component (GO): nucleolus
Source: RefSeq, a predicted model, not a curated record
AUGAGUGAAAUCACGAAGAAAAAGCAGCGAAAGCGCAAGAAUGAGGAUGAAGAUGGUAGUGCAGUGUCUAAAUUGCCAAAAAGUGAAGAAAAACCCACGCCGCAGCGGAAGAAGAGUGUGAAAUUACUGGUGAAAGAGUUCCGGAAGAAGCUGCAGGAAGAUGACUUCAUUUCAGGUUCUCUGUGUCUCGCUCUAUCAGAUUUUCACAACUUCUACAACCUCGCAACGGAAAAUCCUGCCAUAAUUCAGGAGUAUUUGGAGGUUGGAGGACAACCUCUUGAGAUUGUGGAGUGUCUUGGGAAAAUCGACAAAAACUCCCUGGAUCACAUCAGCUGCAUCUUCAGCGUCCUGCAGCUGGUUCUCAUUGAGAUUCUCUCCCAAUCUACACAGUACACAACAAUUGCCAUCAACGGAUGUCGAUUUUUGCUGAACAAGCAACGAAGUUGCGUGGAAUCAUUGCUUGAGUCGCAUGCAACUAAUCAUCGGAAGAUCGCCCUCAAAGUCCUCACAGCCAUCGUGACGGUGGAUUCACGGAUGGGAUUUGACGUUCUGAAGCUCUUCCGGAGUCACAUUAACAGCAGGAGUCUGGAGGAGCGCUUCGCCAGGCCGAGAAAGGAGGAAAUUAAUCAUCCGGAGAGUAGUUUGAGGACAGCUUUCACUCACUUUGUGCUGGCAUAUCUUGUGGAGGGCAAUAGCGUGCUGAUACAGAACAUCCUGGACAGAAUGGAGCUCCUGGUGGCUGUUCUCAGGGAUCUGCAGUACGAUAGUCCUGAGAACAUUGUCCUGGUGUUGGGAACUCUCCGCAAUUUCGUGCUGAAGAAGGUGAGUGUGUCGAAAACACAGAAGUUUCACCUCUUUUCAGCGGAGAUAGUCACUAAUCUCCUGGAAUUGUACAACUGGAAGGGAUCAGCAGCCUUCCUGGCCCUUGCCAACAAUCAGAGUACUGACAGUGUCAUUCCAGAGGUGAAAGAUGUGGAAAUUGUAAGUUCAGCGGUUCACGAUUUCCUGGUGCUUCUUCUCACAUCCAAUAAGCACGGAAUUGUUGUGCAGAGUCUGGGGAAUAGGAAGAAGAAGAAUUACAUACCGAGUAUAGUGCUAAAGAAUCUAGAGAGACCGUGGAACAAUCGUCUGCAUGAAACUCUGGCCAUUAGAGUGCUGAAGGCUUGUCCUGAGCAAGUGGAGUUCUUCCUGAGAGCAAGAGCGCGUGUUCUAGAGAGUGAACACUCAGAUGGACUCAAGUUUCUGGACUUUCUGGUGACAUUGAUCAAUUCCCUGAGCCCCAAGAUCAUUGAGAAGGUAACUGAGAGUGUCGGAAUGGCAGAAAUGUGUGGUUUCCUGAAGAACAUUUGCUUUUCUCCUGAGAUUCUUGAGAAAAUCCGCAGAAAAAUGCAGAGAAAACUCACAUUCCAAGUGAGAUUGAGUAUCACUAAGCUCUUGAUGGCUAUGCUUUCCCAAAGCAGCAACUAUUUAACUCAUUUGAGUGAACUUGAGAUGUUCCAAGACUUUGAGAUGAAGAUUAUCAAGGCUGAUCUCUUUGAUCACAUUCUCAGCAGAUUUCCAACGAUGGACGCUAUCACAAUGUCUCUGUACAAGACAAUUGAUGAGCAAAAGACACUGAAUAGUGAAGGAGUUCUCAAACAUUUGGAAGCUACAGUUGAUCUUCUGACCAUUGCUCAGGAAAUCAUUCCCACUUUUAUUGACAAGACGACGUCAUUAAUCAAUUACAUGCAAUUCAUGGAGCCUCUGCAGGAGGAUCACUCCAGAAUCCAGUUGAAGAUCAUUAAACUCAUCUUAGCGAUGGAUCCGCAGACGAUUUCGCCGGGAACAGCGCUCUUCAGCAAUGUCAUGACGUCUUUCCUGAACAUUUACACUCUCGAGGGUAAAGAUGAAGGCCAAGAGGUGGAGAUCUUGCUGAGGAAUAUCCUCUUUAGCACCAGAUUGUUUGACAAUGGUCCUCUUGAGAUUGAUAUCUGGCUUGAGGCCUUCAAAUCUGUCGAUUCCAAGGAUACGAAGGUUGUACAGGAGUUUUUCAUCAAACUCAUCAACCGAAUUAGGACACAACCACAGAAUUGUGCAGAAGAAGUGCCUGAGAAGGGAAUUCUUGAGCCUUCUGGUGAGAAUUUGGCCAGCAUUCUUGACAGGAUAGAAAAGAAUGAAACCACUGUUGGGAUUUUUGACGUGCCAGGAUUGAAUAAUCUCCUGUCAAUUGCUGUAAAUCUCCUCGCGAAGAAGACAUCAAUUCCUGUGGUGAAGUAUUUAGAGAAUGUGGUUUUUAAUCUCUUCCACUAUCUUCCAAAUUACCAUAUUUUGCCGCCGAUUGUGAAGAAACUCGCUUUAGGCGUUUCCGAUUAUAUGGCAGCGUCAAUGGAAGGGAAAGCUCUUGCUUUUCCCUGUGAAUUUUCCCAAAAAGAAGCUCACAAAUUCAUCCAGAAAAUUGUGCAGAAGGAGAAAUUUGAGGAAUUCGAUGUGAAGAGCGACGGAAAGGCAUUUAAUAUGAUUUACCUGAUAAUCUUCUAUCUAAAUAAGCUUCACAAUCUCUCAAAGCUGGAUUCGGAAACAUCCUCGAAAUGUUGUGAAUACUUAAUGAGUCUUUUGGAGGGUAUUCACAAUCGACAAGUGACUAAUUGUCAGAGAAAGCAGACAAUUGAAUUGGACGAUGUGGUGAAAGUAAAGAUUGAUCGGAAGAAUCCACUGAUUGAGAUCUUGAAGUACAUUUUCUGUGGUCAAAUUCAUCUUCUGACUAAUUUCUGUGACGAUCUUCAGCGUGAAUCUCGUCCAAUGAUGGAUUUUGUGGGUAAAAUCACUAAGAGGAUGAAUGAUUGGAUCACCAAGGAUGAUUUUCAUGAUCUCACAGUAAAUUAUCGUAACAAAUUUGUGCAGAAUUUCAGAGAGAAUGUCACAAUGAAUGAAGAUCUGUUGUUACUGAUGAGAAUUCUCGAUCUUGACCAUGAGAACUGUGUUGAUUUUCUAAAGAUCCUGGGCAGAAGAGGGGAAUUCCAUGAAGUUCUGGUGAUGGUGAUUCAACGAGUGACGGAAUUGCGUGAAAAAUCACUGUCUUCCGAGGUGAUUAAGGAGAUUUGUGGCAUUUUCAUCAGUAUCACCACAAAAGGCACCUCAGAGACUGCCAUAAAUGCCCUGAGUGAUGCUCUAACGGAUUAUUUGAAUCACUUCCACAGCUCAAUUGGGGACGUGCCGGAAGAUUUACUGCACAAUAUCUGCGUGGGUGAGCGGAAUACAAAACCAUUGACAAAAUUAGCUACUCUUCUGCUUGAGCGUAAGGCAUCGCUUUUGCCCAUCUUCCUGCAAACACUUGAGGGGAAUUACACGAAGAAGGAACUGAUGUAUCCUCUGUUGAGUGUGGUUCUCAUGCGGAAGGAUGCGUGUGUGGAGAAGAAGCUGCUGCAGAGAAUUUAUGGAGAAUACAAGAAUGGAAUCUUCAAGUCGAUUGAGAAGCCACAGAAAUCUGGUGUGAUUUACCGAGAGAAUUUCUCCUGUUCUCUGAGAUUGAUUGAGGAAUGCAUGUCAGAGAAGGAUUGUGUGGAGUUCACGAAGAAGACUCUCAAGACAGAUUCUGUGGAGAUUUUUCAGUGUCUCCUAAUUGAGAAGAUUUACCAAAAAGCCAUUCAGAAGACAGAUAAUUCGUCGAUUCAUGUGAAUUUCUACAAGAAUCUCCUCAAUCUCUACACUUUCUUGCUCAAGAAGUCCACUCUUCAAGUGGAUAAGCUCACAGAAAUGGCCAGAAUCUUGACAAAUUGGAGGGGAAAUGAUGUGGAUUUUUCUCCUUUGACAGAGUCACAAAUCUGGACAAACUUUGCACGGAAUUGCUUGAAAAUUGGCUUGCAGCAGGAAAAAGGAGAUCUUCCGAUUAAUUUACUGGCUAUUCUCACUGAUAAAGUCUAUCCCGACGAUUGUGGGGAUGAAUUCUUGAAGGAAUUGUAUGAAAUGACACUCUCUCACUCGAAUUUCUUGGGUGUGUUUCUACAGCGUGAGAAGUGUGACAGGAAAACCGCCACGGCGUUGCUUCUGCUCGUCCUGGCCAAGAAGAGCUCUCAAGGAUUCGAUAAGACGCACGUACCACUGUUUCUGGGCGCUUAUGGAGCCAAGAUGUGCAAGUGUGAUCGCUUCAUUUUGGCUCUUUUAUAUCUGUAUGAGAAGAACGGUGUGGAUUUCUCACAAUAUCGUCCAUUUCUCUGGGGCGAAGCUGCAAUUUCACACUAUUCGCUAGAGGACACCGAAGGCACAGUGCAGGGAAUCCUCGAGGAGCCCAGCAUGGAUAUGGUGAUGUCAAUCAUCUCGCCAGACACUCUGAUGAACACCAUCAGCAAUUUUCCCAUCUGGAGGCGCUUGAAUGCUCUAAUGGAUCUGCCAAUGCGGCAAAUUGACGUUCACGACAUGAAGACUGAAAUCGAGAUGAUCAUUGAUGGCGAUAUGCCCAAGGAUGAGAAGUUUUCCGGACUGGUGACGAGACGACAGGACACGUGGGAUGAAGUGUACGAUCCGGCCUUCCUUGUGCCCCUCGUGAGUGCGAUGUUUGCGCCGGAAGUACUCACGUCCACCGUGUCAGUGGCUCAGAACGGACUCCUGGGCUUAGUGUUGCUGGCGCUGUCCAGUGACGAUGAGGAAAUGAGGCUGAUCGCUGGACUGGCACUGAUUCGCUACAAGCGCCAAAUGGAGGGAAGAAAGGAGUUCCUCGAUCGCAAUGUGUGGCUGCAAUUUUACGGUGGCAUCCAAAAUGGCCUGGCCGCCUUGGGGAAGGUGAUGGGUUCGCCGUGUCCACGGCUGUCGCACGUGAGUGCCAAUUUCCUCGCCAGGGCUUCCAUGGUGCUCACCACGCCACUGGUGCAGCUGUACCGGCCGAUUGCCGACUAUGUGCUGAGCAAGGAGUGUUAUGACUUGUCGGUGGUGCCGAAUUUCAACUUCAUGUUCCUGUCCGCGGAUGUGGAGCAGCAGUGUCACAGGGAGUUUGUGCUCAGUGUCAUUGCGGAUGGUGUGAAGUGUGCGGAGGACUUCGAUGUGUUGGAAUUGUCUGGUGCUCUGGAGACAAUAAUGGUGUUCUUCAGCUGUCCAUUUGCCACAAUUGACACGAAUUUGCGCAUCUUGAGUGUCAUCAACACCAUCACGAAGAUGCCCAGCGCAGCGAAGAAGCUUGUGGACAAAUUUGGUCUGGUGCCGUGGCUCAGCGGGAUCAUUGGCAACCUGGAGACUUUCUACUAUGACACCAUUGACGCUCUGGUGCAUAUAAUCGUGAAUCUGUGGUGUUCCAUGGAGUUUCUGGGCGAUGGCGGAGAUGGCAGGGAAGUGCACCACUUGGCUGUGAGGAUUGUGGAAUAUCUCUCAGCACGAGUGCCCAUGGCGUUGCUGGCCAAGUUCAUCAGAGUGCUGAAUAGGACAUCUGUGAAGCGACAUCACUUACUCACGGGCGCGAAUUUGGAUCACUUGAUCGAGUGCGCGAAGCCAUUGAUCGGCAGUGAGAUCAGUGCGAUCAUGCAGAUUCGGGAGAGCGGAGCUGAGUACGCCGAGGAGAGUGAGCAGUAUGCGAAGAGGGUGACAAUGCCAGAGAGCAGAGUGGCUCUAAUUAAUCUGCGAGAGUACGUGAUCAAUUGGACAGUGAGCCAAGAGUGUUUACCUUUCCGGUUUUAAU